Lipotes vexillifer (Yangtze River dolphin) is the source of this 156-nucleotide messenger RNA. NCBI's taxonomy places the organism in Eukaryota, Metazoa, Chordata, Mammalia, Artiodactyla, Lipotidae. The record is from RefSeq and is a predicted model, not a curated record.
AUGUCUUCUCACAAGACUUUCAGGAUCAAGCGAUUCCUGUCCAAGAAACAAAAGCAGAAUCGUCCCAUUCCCCAGUGGAUUCAAAUAAAAACUGGUAAUAAAAUCAGGUACAACUCUAAGAGAAGACAUUGGAGAAGAACCAAGCUGGGUCUAUAA